Mesorhabditis belari is the source of this 555-nucleotide messenger RNA. NCBI's taxonomy places the organism in Eukaryota, Metazoa, Nematoda, Chromadorea, Rhabditida, Rhabditidae. The record is from the annotation of a GenBank genome assembly.
AUGACCGCGACAGAGGGACGGGUUCCGUUUCGCCCGAUCGCCGAACGAGCGCCACCAAUUGGCCCAAGUGGGGCUCUCAAUUCUAGCUAUCACACUCAAAAGAAGCCAAUUAAAAAGCCGAAUUUGGGGAACGAGGUACAUCCGGGCACCUCAGUGGCCCGACGAGAUGAUCGAAUCAAAUCUAUCGGCAGUUCUUUUGAAGAGAUCCGAGAAAGUAGUGAGGAAGCCGAGUGCGAAGAGCCAACGACCUCAUCCCUUCCAUCUUCAUCUCGUUCCCCGCACGCACUUGUCGAGUUGGCCUUCAAAAGGAGUCACUCACUCACCCAUCAGCACUCACUUCUAUCACCAAGAGGAGCUCGCCGCAUCGGUGUCGGUUGUUUGCAAAGGGGACUCUCCGAGCCAUUGCUUCCACCGCGACGGAAAACCUCAUUCGGCGAAUAUGGGGGCUCGUUGAUGGAUAGAGUCGAUUCGCUGAGUUUGGCGCCGAUUCCGGAGACGGUAACCCCAUCGUCGCCGAGUCACCACGGCGAAUCACUCUUUCGCCAGGAAUCCGAG